This is a messenger RNA of Besnoitia besnoiti, 1581 nucleotides long. Its product is annotated as MmgE/PrpD family protein. Bases 1 to 1581 code for a protein of 526 amino acids. NCBI's taxonomy places the organism in Eukaryota, Apicomplexa, Conoidasida, Eucoccidiorida, Sarcocystidae. The record is from RefSeq and is a predicted model, not a curated record. Gene Ontology annotation, molecular function: lyase activity. The transcript has 12 exons.
AUGCCGUCACAAGCGGGCUUCGGGGCUGGUGAGGCCGAGUAUGCGGUCCUCCCGCGAAAUUCAAACCAGGCGCUCGGCAUCGCUCAGUACGCCAUCGAUUUCCUAGGCGGCAAAUACGGCGACAAUGUUUCGGCGAGGGUGUACGAGAGGGUGCGGCUCUUCCACACAGACAGCGUCGUGUGCGGCGUGUCUGCCUUGGCGCUGAAGACCAAUGCGCCCACGAUCCUUCGUGAGGAAGCACUGGAAUACUCAUGUGACUCCGGCGCGAGAGUUUUUGGCAGCCUCGCGAGAUCCCACCCCGAAAAGGCUAUCGCGGCGAACUGCGCCGCCGUUCGCGAGUGGGAUGCCAACGGCACAGUCUUCGGAUUCAAUCCAAAGCUGCCGGAGCACCGGGCGGGCGAGUUCGGUCACAAUGACUUCUACCCCGUCGUCGUCGCGGCUGCUCAUGCCGGCGCCAAAGACGUCGAUGGCAGGAAGGCCUUACGCGCGAUGCUUUGCCUGGACGAAAUUCGCGGCAGACUUGCAGAGGUGUUCAGUCUCAAGUCCUUCAAAGUAGACCACGUGGUUCACGGUGCCAUCGCCUCUGCCGCCGUCUACGGCGCUCUCCUGGGGGCCACGGCUGAGCAAAUCGAAUCCGCCAUCGGCCUCUCAGUUGCGCACUACAUUCCGUGGAGAGCGAUUCGCGCUGGGAAACAGCUGAGCGACUCGAAAGGAAGUUCCGCGGGACUCGCAGCUGAAGCGGCAGUUCUCAGCAUGCGCAGAGCGAUGCGGGGCUUUGUUGGCCCGCGAGACAUCUUCCGAAAUCCCGAGUCCGUGUUUCGAGCGAAUGUGAGGACUGCGGGAGAUUCCCCGUUCGAUCUCAUUCUCGCUCACUCCGGCGAAGACUUCGCAGUCGCGCGCAUGCACUUCAAACUCGGGUUGUAUGAACACCAGUCAGCCGGCGCCCUCGAGGGCGUCCUUCGCCUGCUGAUGGAAAACCCCGUUCUGUACAAGGAGCCAAGUCGCAUCAAGUCAGUCACAGUGACUGCAUACGAGCCUGCGUUCGGAGUCAUCGGCGACGUCGCCAAACGCGACCCCCAGACUCGCCAGUCGGCGGACCACUCCAUGGUGUAUGUUAUCUCGACUCUCAUGAGGAAGGCCAUUGAGGCGGAGGAAAUUCCCCCAGACCUUGACGGUGCCUGGAUGGCGUUGAUGCUCACGCCGUUCGACUACAGCAAAGAGGCGAUUGCUCACCCAACGACCAGAGCGCUGAUGAACAACACGCACUUCAAGCACGGCGGGCCCGAAUACGACGCCAAGUAUCCUGAAGGCAUUCCAACGAGCGUUGCGGUAGAACUCAGCGACGGCCAGACACUCGAGGGCCCGCUUGUUAUGUUUCCCGCGGGGCAUGCCGCAAACACUGAGGCGGAUCUGAUGAAGAUUUUGUCGCACAAGUUUCGAACGAUGGUCGCGAUCGCGAUGGAGCGCGAGGACGCGGAGGCCUUCCUGGCGAAGCUCGACAACCUGCCCGCGCUAAGCAAUGAAGAACUUCAAACGCUCUACUACUUUCCUUCGUUGAAGUCGCUUGCGCCUAUCGACUAG